AUGGGUUCGACCAAUACUGCUCGCAAUCUCGAAGUCGACGAUGCCUGGAUCGUCCGCGGUGCCAACACCUCGACCCGCUCCAACCCCAACCCCCCCAACACGCGCCGCAAGCUACUCCUCGCAGCUUACCUAAUCGCCCACCCCACCCACGGCCUCAUCCUCUUUGAAACCGGUGCAGGAACCGACUACCCUGAAAUCGUCGGCCCCCAAGUCGACGACCUCUUCUCCCGCGUCGACUAUGACGCCUCGAUGAAUCUCGACGCCCAAAUCGCACUCACGGGCCACUCGAUUCGCGACGUGAAAAUGGUAAUCAUGGGCCACUUGCACCUCGACCACGCGGGAGGGUUGGAGUAUUUCAAGGGCACCAAUGUCCCCAUUUACGUGCACGAGCUGGAGCUAAAAUACGCCUUUUAUAGCGUCGCAACCAAGAUUGAUAACCACGUCUAUCUACCGCACUACCUGACGUUUGACUACAACUGGGUACCGCUGCAUGGCUCCCACGUCGACUACUUGGCACCAGGUCUUACCGUUCACCAUGCGCCUGGCCACACCCCUGGGCUGUGCAUCUUGCAGCUCCAUCUCAAGCGCACGGGAACCUGGCUGUUUACAAGCGACAUGUAUCAUGUAGUGGAGAAUUAUCGGGAUACAGUGCCCCAGGGCUGGCUGGUGAGGGACUACGAGGCUUGGUUUAGGAGCCAUGCAAUGGUCAAGGGGAUUGUGGGGCGCACGGGGGCAAAGGUCUUGUUGGGGCAUUGCUGGGAUACGGUGAGGGAGUUGGGGGUCGAGUUUGCGCCGAGGAGUUAUGAGUAG
This is a messenger RNA of Plenodomus lingam JN3, 810 nucleotides long. The record is from RefSeq and is a predicted model, not a curated record. NCBI's taxonomy places the organism in Eukaryota, Fungi, Ascomycota, Dothideomycetes, Pleosporales, Leptosphaeriaceae.